AUGGAAAAUUGUACACAAACACAAAUAGAUUCUUGUCUUAAAGACUUUGAUGGUGGUGCAUUUGGACAACCACAACUACAGAGAUUCGGAACACCUCAAAACACAUUUGAAUCUUCUAAUACCAAUCAACCAUCCACGUUUGGAACACCUACUUUUGGACAAAAUACAAUUAGAUUUCCAGAAACUCAACAAGGGUUUGGGACAUCUAUAGGUGGGAUCAGUUUUGAUCAAAAUAUAGCUAGUUUUGGUGUAUCAACACAACAAACAAUUGAAGGAUUCAGACAAACUGCAUAG
Messenger RNA from Cetraspora pellucida, 294 nucleotides. Lineage: Eukaryota; Fungi; Glomeromycota; Glomeromycetes; Diversisporales; Gigasporaceae. The record is from the annotation of a GenBank genome assembly.